ACAAACUGCAUAUAAAUAUUUAUGUAUUUAAAAGAAUGUGGAACUUCAAGUGAUCAUGAUCAUGUUGUAUCUUGUAGCUGUCUUAGCAAUUGUGCAUGUUCUCAUCUCAUACUAUACUAUAUAUUCAAAGACUUUGCUGCAUUGCUUGUAGUUGAUUUAUUUGCUUCCAGCUCUCCUCAUUUCACUCGUUAUAUACUUGUCCAAUUCUCAUUUUAGCUACUUAAGUUACUUUUAAGUUCGUAGUUUCAUUUUUAUCUGAUCUUAUUAUCUAAGAAUGGCACACUUGCCUCCGAAAGUUCCCAACAUGACAUCAAACUGGCCUCAUCUUUCUUCGCAUAACUUGGCUACCUCAGAAGCCCACUCGUGGGCCGACGACUUCCUUAACUUCUCAUCCUCGUCUAAGCGGGGGUCUCACAGAAGGUCUGCCAGCGACUCUAUUGCCUUUCUUGAUCAGGUGGUUUUGGACGAGGAAGGAGAAUGCGGAAUUAUAUCCUCUGCACCAGGGACCAGAAUGAGUCCUGCUGCUGCGACUGAGUUUGAUCGAUUUGAUGAAAAGCAAUUCAUGGACAUGUUUACUGAUGACAUCGACCCCACUGUAGAUUUCCCCAAUUCUUCUUCACCGUCUGAUCAUAAUGCCAUUAUUGAUAAUCCAACUAAGAGUUGUACGACUACCUCAACUGAUCAGCAAAUGAAGCAGCUAGGAAACGGGUUUGAGGAGUCUGAAAGUGCAUUGGAUGAUCAGCAUCAUGGUGGUGGUGCUGCUGCUGGCGCGACUACAGACAAUUACAGUGACAAGAUUUUCGACCCAAGACGAGUUAAGAGAAUCCUGGCCAACAGACAAUCAGCACAACGAUCCAGAGUGAGGAAAUUGCAAUAUGUAUCUGAGCUUGAACGUGCUGUGAAUUCAUUACAGGCUGAGAUCUCAGUGUUGUCACCACGCGUUGCAUUUCUAGACCACCAGCGGCUGGUUUUAAAUGUUGAUAACAGUGUUCUUAAACAAAGAAUCGCAGCUCUCUCCCAAGACAAGGUUUUCAAAGAUGCUCAUCAAGAAGCUCUGAAAAGGGAAAUUGAGAGACUCAGGCAAGUGUAUAAUUACCAGGAGGAUGCAAAGAAGAUGGAUAAUGAGGACACAGCACAAGCAUCGGCUAAAUCUUUAUUACAUUUAUCAGCUGACAAGAUCUCUGAUCAUCCAAACUGCUCUGCUUUCAGCGAGCAGAUAAUGAUAAGAUGAAUCAGACAACUCAUGAAAGCAACUAAUCAAGGAUCUGUGUUCUUCAUUUUUAGCUUAGCAGCAAAAAAAGAGAGAAGGAUUUUGUGCUUUAAGUCUUCAUAUUGUUAUUAGUUCUUUCUGUAUCAAAAGCUUGUGAUUGGUAUUAUGAUGCCAAGAAUUUCUUGCACUAAUUUAUGAGAUCACUUAAAAAUGUAAAGUCAAGACCCGGUAUACUGAAAAAUGGAGGGAGAAGUUGUAAAACGAAAGUAUUCUGAUAAAUCUAUAAUCGUAAUUGUUGU
Messenger RNA from Daucus carota subsp. sativus, 1509 nucleotides. RefSeq names its product basic leucine zipper 61. Gene Ontology annotation, biological process: positive regulation of DNA-templated transcription. Gene Ontology annotation, cellular component: nucleus. Gene Ontology annotation, molecular function: DNA binding; DNA-binding transcription factor activity. The record is from RefSeq and is a predicted model, not a curated record. Bases 275 to 1231 code for a protein of 318 amino acids. Lineage: Eukaryota; Viridiplantae; Streptophyta; Magnoliopsida; Apiales; Apiaceae. The transcript is spliced from 4 exons.